Molecule: messenger RNA, 1998 nt
Organism: Lactuca sativa (garden lettuce)
Lineage: Eukaryota; Viridiplantae; Streptophyta; Magnoliopsida; Asterales; Asteraceae
Molecular function (GO): zinc ion binding
Source: RefSeq, a predicted model, not a curated record
AUGAGCAGUGAAAGGUCUUUCCAGAUUAAGUCAUUAGUUGAUGAACAUAACUGUUCAAGAGUCUUCAAACUUGGUUCCAUUGUAACAUAUAAAUGGAUUGGAAAGCAUUUUAAGAAUCAACUUGUGAAGAACCCUAAAAUGAGCAUAAGGAAAAUGAAGGCCAAAGUGAGUACAAAGUUUAACUUGAUUGUUAGUGUCACUCAAUGUAGAAAUGCUAGGAGAUAUGCUUUGGAUGAGAUAGAGGGUAGUUUGAUAGAACAUUAUGGUAAAGUAUGGAGUUAUGGAGAAGAAAUAAUGAGGACAAAUCCUGGUUCAACAGUAAAGAUAGAUGUGAAUGUCAUGCCUGAUUCCACAACCUACUUUUCUAAAAUGUAUGUUUGUUUUAAGGGUGUGAAGGAUGGUUGGAUUGCAGCAUGUAGGAGGGUAAUAGGGGUAGAUGGUUGUUUUUUAAAGGGUAUAUGUAGAGGCCAACUGUUAGCAACUAUGGGUAGGGAUGCAAACAACCACAUCUUCCCUAUUGCAUGGGCUGUGGUGGAAGUUGAAAAUAAGGAAACAUGGAAGUGGUUUCUUGACCUCCUUCUGGAUGACAUUGAAAUGGGAAUUGGUCAUGGAUUGACCCUCAUAUCAGACCAACACAAGGGAUUAAUAGAGGCUGUCAAAGAAAGGGUUCCAGCAGCAGAGCAUAGACAAUGUGCUAGGCACAUCUAUGCUAACUUCAAGAAAAGAUUCAAAGGUGAACAAUAUAGGAAGUUGUUUUGGGCAGCAGCUGCUAGUACUACUCAACCUAAAUUUGAGGCAGAAAUGAAUUCCAUAAAAAAAAUUGACCCUUUGGCUUAUGAACACCUCAUGGAAAGGGACCCUAAAAGUUGGUGCAAGGCAUUCUUUGAAGUGGACAGGGCUUGUGAUGCUUAUGAGAAUGGCAUAUCAGAAAGUUUCAACUCUGUUAUUGAUCUUGCUAGGAAAAGGCCACUCAUCACCAUGUUGGAAGAGAUAAGGAUUUAUGCAAUGGAGAGGAUGUAUAAAAUGUUGCAAGAGGGACAAAGUUGGGGGAAUUUAAAAAUAUGUCCAUCUAUAAGGUUGAAGAUAUCAAAGCUAAAGAAACAGCAAAGAUUUUGGGGUGUUAUACCAUCUGGGAUACAACAAUAUGAAGUUAGGAUUGGAAAUGAUGGAUAUGUUGUGGACCUUAACAACAACACAUGUGGAUGUAGAUCUUGGCAAGUAUCAGGUAUCCCAUGUGUGCAUGCAGUGGCAGCCAUUUCAUACCUCAACAGGAAUGCAGAGGAUUAUGUAGCAGCAUGGUUCCAUACAGCCAUGUUCUUGACUUGUUACAACCAUACCAUUAACCCACUUAAUGGUAGUUCCAUGUGGCCUGAAGCUCCCUACAUGAAGCCAUUGCCUCCUCAAAAAAGAAGGUUACCAGGAAGGCCAACCCUUAAAAGGAAAAAAGAUCAAUCUGAGAUGAAAAGCAAGGGGAAAACAAGGCAUACUAUCUCCAAAGCAGGUUCAGUUAAUAGAUGCACUAUUUGUAGAGAAAGGGGCCACAAUAGAUCAACAUGUCCUACUAGACCAGCAGAUGUAGCAUCCACUUCAAGGCCAAAAAACAAGAAACCUAAAAAAUGUAAAAAAGAGAAAGUGGAUCCAGUUCAAGUACCAUCUCCACAGGUUGAUCCAGUUCAAGCAGAUCCAGUGGAUCCAAUUCAAGUACUAGCUCCACAUGUUGAACCAGUUCAAGAAGAUCCAGUGGAUCCACUUCAAGUACCAGCUCCACAUGUUGAACCAGUUCAAGCAGAUCCAGUGGAUCCAGUUGAUGUACCAGCUCCACAUGUUGAACCAGUUCAAGUAGAUGAUUCACAUCCAAAUGUUGAUGUCCCUGCUCAACCAGUUGCAACUAGGCAGAGGAUACGAAAAUACUCAGAAAGAAUUACCAAGAUAGGGUUGAGGAGGAAGGUUUUGAAGAAAGAAGGAAGCACUGGACACAACCCAAUGGUGUUGGAAUGA